Molecule: messenger RNA, 1866 nt
Organism: Thermothelomyces thermophilus ATCC 42464
Lineage: Eukaryota; Fungi; Ascomycota; Sordariomycetes; Sordariales; Chaetomiaceae
Product: histone deacetylase phd1-like protein
Exons: 1
Coding region: 253-1743 (496 amino acids)
Molecular function (GO): histone deacetylase activity
Source: RefSeq, a predicted model, not a curated record
CAACAAUCCGGAUCAUUCGUAAGCGCUUUUGACAGUACCAUAACCGCUAUCAGCAUCGUUCUCGCCUUUUGCAUCCACUAAGCUACGCCCAGAUUUAUUUUCGUUGAAAAAGAAACCCCGUUAUCGGCCCCUCAGUUCAACAAAUCCAGAGAUUGCAUCGCAGUGCCCUUCUUUUUACCGGGCCCCGAUCCGUGGUGUUCCUCUCGGGGGCCAGGUACCUAGGUCUUGACAUAGCGAACACCAAGUGUGACGAUGGAUGUCUCGGCCUACCAAUAUAGGCCCCCAAAGCCCAACUAUCUGCCUCACAAUAUCGAGGCCGAUGACCCCAUCGUGGAAGAGUACGCCGUCCCGCUCGGCAAGGCUGACGACCGCGAAAAUGCCAUCUUCUUCAACAAGAUGAAGUUCGCGGCGCAGGAGUACGGCAUUGUCCGUCCCAAGGGGUACAGGGUCUCGUACCACGCCACGCCCGAGAUGGAGAAGCAUCACUUUGGACAGACGCACCCCAUGAAGCCGUGGCGCCUGACGCUAACCAAGAGCCUUGUCACAUCGUACGGAAUGCCCUUUGCCAUGGACAACUACGUGACGCGGGAGGCCACGUACGAGGAGCUCAAUGCGUUUCACUCGAGCGACUAUCUCGACUACUUGUCAACAGCAACCCCCGAAGACCAGCCACAGGAUAUAGACAACUCUGACAAGGAGGUCAAGUACAACCUCGGCGGGAGUGACUGCCCGCUCUUCCAUGGGCUCUACAACUACUGCUCCAUGUCGGCGGGAUGCUCACUCGACGCUGCGCGCAAGAUCACCAACAACCAGUCCGAUAUCGCCAUCGCUUGGGGCGGCGGGCUACACCACGCCAAGAAGUACGAGGCAUCGGGCUUCUGCUAUAUCAACGACAUUGUGCUCGCCAUAUUACAGCUGCUGCGCAUCUACCCACGCGUGUUGUACAUCGACAUUGAUGUGCACCACGGCGAUGGCGUCGAAGAGGCCUUUUACUCGACCGACCGCGUCAUGACCGUCUCGUUCCACAAGUACCACCCGGAGACCUUCUUUCCCGGCACCGGUGCGCUCGAGGACAAUGGGCCAAAGAGCGAGCACAACCCGGGAGCGCACCACGCCAUCAACGUCCCCCUACAAGACGGCAUCACGGACGAACAGUACGAGAACCUCUUCCAGAGCAUCAUUGGUCCCAUCAACGAGCGCUACCGGCCGAGCGCCAUUGCGCUACAAUGUGGCGCGGACUCGCUGGCAGGCGACCGUCUCGGUCGCUUCAACCUCCGCGUCCAGGGCCACGGCGCCUGCGUGCGGUACUGCAAGAGCCUCGGCCUACCGAUGAUUAUGUUUGGCGGCGGCGGAUACACGCCGCGCAACGUUGCACGUGCCUGGGCAUACGAGACAUCGAUCGCCAUCGGAGCCGACACGCGGAUCCCCGAAACCAUUCCCGAGCACGCGCCGUGGCGUGAGCAUUUCAUCCAUGACACGCUGUUCCCGACACUCGAGCAGAGCAUGAACGAGCCGCGCCAUAACCGCAACUCGGACAAGCGGCUGCGCGAGAUUGUCGCUCACGUACACGAGCAGCUCCGCUUCGUUUCGCACGCGCCCAGCGUCCAGAGCACCAUUAUCCCUCCUGAUCUCGGGCCGAUUAGGGACGAUGUGGAAGCACGCUUGAAGGAAGAAAGUGAAGAGAAGGACGGAGGGUUGAGGAAGAUUCAGGAGGAAGGGUUAGGACAAGAAGGGGAAUUUUAAAAAGAGUACGGGACGGCCGUAUGUACAGUAGGGUCUUGGGCACGGCGUCGAUGUAUUUUCGAGCCCGACAGACUCCAUUGGCGCCCGAAGCAGUAGUGAGCAAACAGGAUACCCAUUUUCAAG